AUGGAAGACAACGAAAAUGUCAACCAAACAACGGUAAACAGCGAACAUGCCAAAGAUGAGCCACGAAACAAAAAAGACACCAAAGACACGAACGCAAACAUUUUCCUUCUAAUCUGUAUAAUUGGUGUGUCUCUGGGAAUCGUAUUAGAAAUACUAAACAUUCAAAAUAGAUCGUGCAAAGAUGAAACAAAUAAGACUGUCAACAGAUACUGGGUUUAUUCUGCCUACAGCGAUGUUGAGAAUAGGAACGGUCUUCUUAAACACGUGCAUUUAGUUUUAGAGAGAGUUGGAUACGAGAAAAGCACUAAUCAAACGCCGUGGAGUCUCCUUUGGUCCCACGAUUACCCAUUUAGAGUUCUAUACCCUAAUUUACACAAAUUACAACCACAUCAAAAAGUAAACCACUUCCCUGGCACAGGCUUUAUAACAAACAAAGUAGAUCUAGCCACCACAGACUACAAAUACAUCCCGAAAGCUUUCAAACUGCCAAAGAACAAAGAAGAAUUCUUAAAAUACGCCGCUGAGAACAAAAACGCGUUAUUUGUGGAAAAACAUAACCAACACAGAAAGGUGUAUUUAAAAAACGUGAGUGAAAUUUACUUGUCAAAUGGGGAAAGUUUCGUGCAGGAGUAUGUGCAGAAACCAUUCUUGGUGGAUGGACAUAAGUUUGAUAUUGGCGUGUACGUGGUGCUGACAUCUGUGGAUCCUUUGAGAGUGUAUUGGUACAAAGGCGAUGUCCUGUUUCGGUACUGUCCUGCAAAGUACCACCCCUUCGAGCCCUCAGUUUUGGAUAAGUAUGUGAUCGGCGAUGAUUACUUACCGACAUGGAAGGUGCCAUCAUUGGCUCACAGCUACACGGAGCUCGGGUUCAGCAUGAAAGAUGCUUUCGAUAUCUAUGCCACGUCGAGGGGCAAAGAUCCCGUAAGGAUGUGGGAGGAUGUGCAGGAGGCUAUCGCGGGCGUCUUUCAGUUGAAGGAGAAACAUGUUAUUGAAGCUUUAAAGAGCUACCCGUCUGGAGACAAUUUCUUCGAGCUAAUGCGAGUAGACCUAGUAGUUGACGAAAACCUAAAAGUAUAUUUGUUGGAAGCCAACAUGUCGCCCAACUUGAGCUCGGCGCAUUACCCGCCCAACCAGCUGCUUUACGAGCAAGUCCUGUACAACUUGUUCGGCGUCACUGGAGUGGCGGAUUAUAUGAGGGAAUAUAAUAGUACAGAUGUGAGAGAACAAUCAGCAGCCAAAAACAUGGUUUCCACCGACAAGAACCUAGCAGUGUGGGGGAAGGAGUGCGACACCUACUGUAGGGACAACUGCGAGGGUUCGCUCCUCAUCUGUAGGCUGUGCAAACCCUGUAUCAGCAAGCAGUUAAGGCAUAGCUUGCUGAGGGCUCACAGGGAGCACUUACAUAAAGGGGACUUUAGGAGACUGUACCCUCCACCAAUGCAACCAGGAGCACAAGUGGACUACAAACAUCUGGAAACUCUCAGUGCAGCCAACAAGUUGCAGCAUCUUUGGUAUCAAGGAAAAUGCAACAUCGACAGCACAUGGUGUACAUAAAAACAAUUUGUUACUUAAACUAUUUAAUAAACUUGUUCUUAAAAACGU
This is a messenger RNA of Cydia strobilella, 1602 nucleotides long. RefSeq names its product probable tubulin polyglutamylase ttll-15 (gene TTLL15). Bases 1 to 1554 code for a protein of 517 amino acids. The transcript is spliced from 7 exons. The record is from RefSeq and is a predicted model, not a curated record. Lineage: Eukaryota; Metazoa; Arthropoda; Insecta; Lepidoptera; Tortricidae. Gene Ontology annotation, biological process: protein modification process.